UCAGCAGAAUUGUACUGCGAGCAUUCAGAAGUUUAUCAAAUGUCUUGCUGUAAGCGUUUUUCUUUUAUUAAGUAGCUCUUAACCUGUAUCAGUUGCAGGCUCCAUAUCAGUUCCUUACCUUUGGAGACUGUACCAGUGUAACCCUGUUUGAAUGUUAGAUGACUGUAGAUAAUGUCGCGCCGGGAUACAUUUGUUUUCACCUCUGCAGCGUUGCGAAACCUGAGUUUGCAACAGGAAUUGUUGGACUUGGAGACCGAGCGACGGGCUCUGGCGAGGUGGUGCGCGGGCAGGAGGAGGCGCUUUUUCCCCGAAGCCAGGAAGAUCAUCAUCUCCCGACCACUUCCAGGUGCGGAGCCCAAAUACUGCAGGGACUCUGCCUUCCACAACGCCCUCUUCACGGGGGACCUGGAUAAAAUCAUAUGCUUCUUUAAUGACGAGGCCACAUCGAACAUGAUCAUAGAAACGCUCAACGAUGAACUUGUCUGGUCACCAGAAAUGGGGUUUUGGGCCUUGACCCCCAAGCUGAAGUACACGUCUGGGUUGCGCAUCACCUCUGGCAAGGGCUACACUGCCUGUGCCAAGCUGCUGCUGCACAAGGGGGCUGAUGUGAAUGCCAGCCCUGGGGGGCUCAGCGCCCUUCAUGAUGCCUGUGCCGGUGGCUUCACCGACUGCGCCCAGCUGCUCCUCAGCUACGGAGCCAAUCCAAACAUCCUCUCCAAAGAGGGGAGAGCUCCCAUGCACCUCUGCACCACCCCCAAGACCUACCAGUGCGCCAAACUACUCCUGGAGUUCGGAGCUAACGUCAACAUCCCGACCAGAGACAGUCAGGUGAGCCCUCUUCAUGUGGCAGCACAGCACGGCCUGGAGGAGCACCUCAACCUGUACCUGUGCAGAGGAGCCCACGUGUGCAGCCGCACCCGCGAGGGAGAGACAGCCCUCAACAUAGCCUGCGCCAGCGCCGAAAAACCCGCAGAGGACAGGCGAUACUACCGUGUGGUGCUGAAGCUGCUCUCCGGGGGGGCAGACGUGAGGGUGGCGGGCAAGAAGAACCACACCCCGCUGCACAACGCCUGCUCCAAUUGCAGCUACCGCAUCGUGGAUCUGCUGCUCCAGCACGGGGCUGCGGUCAACCAGAAAAACUGCGCCGGAUACACGCCAAUGGACUGCGUCUUACAGGGGGUGAAGGACUACUUGGAUUGGCGACCGGAGGGCAUUGUGCUGUGCUUGCUCAAUCACGGCGCAUCACCCGUCAAUCCCAAGAUGCUCAAACUGUGCUCACUAUCCCCCAGAACCAUGGAAGUGAUCCUGAACUCGUAUGAGCACAUCCCACUGUGUGACUCCUGGGCUGAGUCCGUGCCCCCUGAGCUGUGGCAGGAGCACCACAUUUUCUACAGCUCUGUGGUGCACAUGACCAACCAGCCUCGAUCACUGCAGCACCUGGCACGCUGUGCCAUACGCGGGUACCUUGACGGACACUGCCUCUCCACCAUCACCCAGCUGCAGAUCCCUCAUUCCCUCCAGGAGUAUCUGCUGCUCAGGAUCGAAGGCGCCAUCAAAUAAUGCACAGGGAUCUCCACUCAAUGCAGCAUAAAGAACCCUUGAGAUGUAGCUCUCGUUUGAAAGUUCUUGGAAAGACGAUGGUGGUAAUGAACUUGAGUACAUUCAUUAAAAACGGACAAGCAUUAAAUCUACAUGGCUGAAAGAACCAAGAUUUUUGCCAAUGCUCGCAGUUUGAUCAGAACUCACAUACGAUAUACGGAAAUCAGACAUUUAAUAUUGAGCCAAAAGGCAUAUGCAGUUAAGAAUGUCCCAUGAGUUUCCAGUUUGUGUAAGUUGCUGCCUUGAGUAAGAGCAGGCUGUGUCUCCUUCCCAGGCUCCCUGCACUUUAGUCAAUAGUUUUGUGUACUCUACCAAAACAGUUCCGGAAAAAAAGACAAGGAAGCAACCAUUACUAGCACGACUAAUAACAAAUUAACAAAAUAACACCACUAUACCCAGAGAUAUUUCCCAUUUAAGAUCUCACCAAAUCUACAAUUCUCCCUAUCUUUGCACCUUUUUUAGUAAUGUGGAAGAUUUUAUACAGGACACCGGAACUAGGGCACCAGGAUUAGGACACUGGGAUUACGACACUGGGAUUGGGAUUAGGACACUGGGAUUAGGACACCGGGAUUAGGACACUGGGAGUAAGACUGGGAUUAGGACACUGGGAUUAGGACACCGGGAUUAGGACACUGGGAGUAAGACACCAGGAUCUUUAUGUCUGCAAAAGGAACACAUUGCACUUUGGUUUAACACCUCAUUUGAAGGCCUUGAUAAGGCUAUGAAAUAACAGUCAUUUAAACUAGUGUAUUCUAUGUGAUUUUUGUAUAUCAUUUUCUUCUUCAGUCAUGACAUCUUGUGACAUUUUUAAAACUCAGUUUAAGCACCCUUGUGGCCUCAGUAGAGCUCUCAAACAUGCUUCCUCUCAAAGUACAGCUGGUACACAAGAGUAUAACCAUUAACCUGUUCCCCUGUUAGAAACACCAUGUUUAUUAUACUAGUAUAUCUUUAUAUAAACCCCAACAACAAAUACCCCUGAUUUUAACCACAAUUAAUUCUGUUCCAACAAUAAACCUAAUAUUUUCUGGCUUUUGGAAAACCCAAUUUUCUGCUGUCUUUAAUUUGGAAUAUUACUUUGACAGCACUUUAAUACCACAGUAGCAUUUUAUAAUGCUCUGUUUAACCUUUAACCGAUUAUAGUAUUAGUGCAUGAUCUUGUUAGUUCCGUUUCAUUGUUAUAUGUGAGUUUUGUUCCAUAUCACAGGAAAUUAAUUCUGCAAAGUGAAGAAUUAAUUGAAUUCCUAUCAACUAUUCAUGUGACAAGAGCUCACAAACGCAUUCUAAUAAAUAGAUCAAAACCAAUAGAACAUGCUCAGUCAUGUCAGUAUGCUUUUAACCAGUGAGGGAUUAGUGGCUGGAUAAUCUUUGCUCCACAUGGAUUAUAUUUAUGUGCUGCCAGUCUCUAUAAUAUGGGCUCUCUGAUCUACCUGCGUCUAUAUGCUACUCCAGCGGAGCACUCCUACAGUGGUCCUUUUAUACUGGCCUCAUUACAGAAACGCCAUCUUAUUCCUACUUUCUCAGUGACUAAGGUACAGCAUGCUGGUGUCUUCAUGAAACAUGCCAAAUAUCCAGGAGUGCAGAAACAGUCAUGAAGAAUUAGGGAUAAUAAAAAGACAAACUUC
Messenger RNA from Polyodon spathula (Mississippi paddlefish), 3221 nucleotides. RefSeq names its product ankyrin repeat and SOCS box protein 16-like. Gene Ontology annotation, molecular function: protein binding. Gene Ontology annotation, biological process: positive regulation of protein catabolic process; protein ubiquitination; intracellular signal transduction. The record is from RefSeq and is a predicted model, not a curated record. NCBI's taxonomy places the organism in Eukaryota, Metazoa, Chordata, Actinopteri, Acipenseriformes, Polyodontidae. The coding region runs from base 172 to 1560 and encodes 462 amino acids. The transcript is spliced from 5 exons.